AUGAUCGACGCCGAGACGGCGCCCAAGGCUCGCGCCAAGCCGCGGAACAAGAAGAGCGCGCCUUACGACGACGCGGAGGACGGCGAGGACCCCAGCAGCGUCAAGAAGGUCAAGCGCAGGCGCGCGAACCAAAAGCGACGCGACGCUGCAGAGGACGAGGACGACGAGCGCCAGCCCUUCAAGGAGAUGAAGCAGCUGCCGCUGGGCCCCGAUAGCCUGCACUUGAUGCAGCACAUGCACGAGGGCCAGCGCUACGACCGGCAGCCGAGGCUGCUGCCGGAGAUCGACGGCGUCCAGAGCCUGUCGCACCAUGAAGCGCAGCUGGACAUCAAGAGCAUUCAGCAGGAGGUGGCGGCCUUUGAAGCCAAGUCGGGGAUUAAACUGCCCGGAGGACCUUGGAACAAUGAGGACAAGGAGCAUCGACGAUUGUUCCUGGUCGAUGAGAAUGACAGCGACGCGGAUGUGGCUCCUUUGAAGAACCGACGAUCGAGACCUAGUGGAGUUAUUGCGCCUGAGGAGAUUGUGGAGACCUUGCCGGCUGCGAGACGAGCGGUGAGGAUCACGCAGCGUGAACUGCGAGCCAUGCGGAUCGAGCGGGAGGACCUGGAGAGAGCGUACGUGCGGCAUCGAUGCACGCUGCUGUGGCAGGUCGGCGAAAUGAAGCGCAUGCAGAAGCAGCAUGAGCGCGUGACGCGCGCGUUGAGUCGCGACGUGGUGAAUACGGCGAGAGAGUUGGAGUCCAGUCGACGACGCACGAAUGCGCUUCAGGAUAUUAUGAACGAGCUUGAAGCUCGAGGAAGCAGUAUUUUGCGUCUGACUCGGGAGAAGAGCAGGCUCGAGGCGUUGCUGGAAGUCAACAGCAUUGAGCUCCCAGAGAUUGACGAGGUGUGUGUCGGUGACCGUGUGAAAUGCGUUCCGUUUGGGAUUGGUCGAGUAUUAGAACUGCGCUUGGAUACCAGGCAGCUUGUCGUGAAGCUCGAUUUUGGUGGCGUUGGAUAUAUUCAGGAAGAAAACGUGGAGGUUUUGCCGACAGACGCUACGUAUACGGAGAAUGAGGAAGCCCUCAAACAGCGUUUCUUUGAGAAGAUCGGCGCUUUGGUGAAGCCUACGGGCAAGCUGCGCAUGCUGAACGGAGGUUUCGACUUUACAGGAGACAGCGACGAUGAGGAAGAAUCUGAAGACGACAGCGAUGCUUCAUCAUCCGAUGAUGAAUCAUCAGCUGCUCCGGCAGAUGACUCGUUCGAAGAGACCAUUCAGCGUAAGGGCAAGAAGCGACGCCUCAUUAUGACAGCGCCACCCGGAACGAGCACCAAGAAGUCGAAGAACCGCCGUGUCAUUGAGUUCCCAGCGUCUUCAGUCCCCAUUGCACCAUUUGAUACUGGCCUUUUGAUCAGUCCGCUGAGCGAGCUGCCUGAGCGUGUAGCUGCUGUCGGCCCCAAUGCACUUCAGUGGCUUCCAUCGUAUUUGCCUAAGAACAUGGACGAGUGGGAGCAAGAGCGCUACAACUCGCUGCAAAUGAAGGGCGAGAUCGAGCGUCUGAGGUUCCAGCUUCAGAAGUCGGAAGCUCAAAAGUUGGAUGCUCAGCAGUUAGCAAGCGACCAGCUGGAGUCUAUUAACCAGCUUGUGUCGCAGGUACAUGUUAUUGAUUCGCAUGCUGUGACUGUUGAUGGUUCUCACGCUCGUUGA
Molecule: messenger RNA, 1686 nt
Organism: Phytophthora sojae
Lineage: Eukaryota; Oomycota; Peronosporomycetes; Peronosporales; Peronosporaceae
Exons: 3
Coding region: 1-1686 (561 amino acids)
Source: RefSeq, a predicted model, not a curated record